AUGUCGUCGGACGAAACAAAAGCCAAGGAGAAAGCACCACCAGUUGUGAAAAGCCACGUUCAAAAGGACUUCAUUCAGAGAUUAGAGGCAUCUGGACAACUCAGAAGUGAUAUUUCCACGCAAGGUAUUUUCAACGCCGAUAAAGGUCAGUUUGGAGAACCAGGAUCUGCUGUAAGACGGUUUCUUCAAUUCGAAUUCAAGAACAUCCAACAGAAGUCACCAAAGGCCUAUCUUGCUUACUUGGACAAGUGGAAAGUUACACCAGGUUUUGCGUUCCGAGCAGAGCUCCGAGAAUACCUAGCUGAGGAGGCACGAGCAAAGAAGAAGAAAGGGAACAAGACUGUUGAAGAUACUGCUUCCGCAACGCAAGCCACCUCGGAGUUAACCCCCUCAGAGAGUGUCGACAAGGAUUCUGACGACGAAAGCAUCAACGACGAUAAGAAGAGUGUCGACGACGACGAGACUCCCGAUAGCAACUCUUCCUCUACCAACGAGAGUCCAGAGGAGGAUCAUAUCACCAGCGAGCCCUUCAACAAACAAGAAGCCACCAACAGCACUAUCAAAGAUAAACGAACCCCGAAGAAGAUCGCAUUUGAAGUAGAA
Cylindrotheca closterium is the source of this 603-nucleotide messenger RNA. The record is from the annotation of a GenBank genome assembly. NCBI's taxonomy places the organism in Eukaryota, Bacillariophyta, Bacillariophyceae, Bacillariales, Bacillariaceae.